AUGAUGUCGGAAGGAAUAAUGAAAAAAUUACCUCAAGAUGUGAUGAUUUAUAUAUUUUUGAGAUUUUCAGUGAAAUCUCUUUUACGAUUUAAAUUAAUCUCAAAAACUUGGUACACUCUCAUUCAAUCCUCAACAUUUAUAAAUAUCCAUCUCAACGGUACUACAAUACCAAAGAAAGAAUUCAUCGUUUGUAGCCAUUCCAUUAAAAAAGAAACUGAAGGAUUUAAAAAUGUCUUAUCGAUUCUUUAUAGUGACGAUCACGAUAAUAUUAAUAUCAUUUUACCAGAUUUAGAUCUGCCAUAUUUGUCUUUUACUCCUUUCUAUCAUUUUAAUGAACUCGUUGGCACUUGCAAUGGCUUGAUUGUUCUCACGGAUAAUGAGGAUAUUGUCUUAUUUAAUCCAGCUACCAAAACAUACAUGCUACUCCCACCUAGCCCUUUUGUUUGUCAAAAGGGUUUUAAUCGCAACUUUAUAGGUGGUGUUGGGUUUGGUUUUGAUCCGAUUAUAAAUGACUACAAGUUUGUCAGGAUAUCAGAAGUUUUUUUAGAUUCUUAUUGGUGUCCCGAGGAGAAAGUGCAGAAAGUAGAAGUGUAUGACAUGUGCAUUGAUUCUUGGCGAGAUCUGAAUCAUAUCGAUCAACAAUUACCUAAUGUGCAUUCGUAUCCAUGUUUCGAGAAGCUUCAUCGUGGAACAUUUCAUUGGUAUGCCACAUCGGACUUAAUGGAUGUGAUCCUUUGCUUUGAUAUUAGAACUGAGAUUUUUCGCAACAUGAAGAUGCCUGAUUCUUCUAAUUAUUUUGAUGAAAUGUCUUAUAGCCUCACGGUCAUGACUGAGUUUCUAACAUUGAUAUGCUACCACGGCCCAGAUAGUGAGAUUAAUCCAAUUCGAGAUACGAUGGACAUCUGGAUAAUGAUAGAGUACGGUGUACAUGAGUCUUGGACUAAAAAACAUAUAAUUAAACCUCUUCCUAUUGAAUACCCAUUAACAAUUUUGAGGGAUUAUUUAUUGCUUCUUCAAAAAAAAAGUGGACUUUUGAUUUGGUACAAUCUUAAUUCUAAUGAAGUCAGGGAAUUAGAUUUUCUUGCUUAUCCUAGAAGUUUGAGUGUCAUAGGUUACCAGGAAAGCUUGAUUUCAAUUCCAAAGAGAGGACCCUAA
Solanum tuberosum (potato) is the source of this 1155-nucleotide messenger RNA. RefSeq names its product F-box protein CPR30-like. Bases 1 to 1155 code for a protein of 384 amino acids. NCBI's taxonomy places the organism in Eukaryota, Viridiplantae, Streptophyta, Magnoliopsida, Solanales, Solanaceae. The transcript has a single exon. The record is from RefSeq and is a predicted model, not a curated record. Gene Ontology annotation, molecular function: protein binding.